Diaporthe citri is the source of this 2007-nucleotide messenger RNA. RefSeq lists its product as uncharacterized. Bases 1 to 2007 code for a protein of 668 amino acids. The transcript has 3 exons. NCBI's taxonomy places the organism in Eukaryota, Fungi, Ascomycota, Sordariomycetes, Diaporthales, Diaporthaceae. The record is from RefSeq and is a predicted model, not a curated record.
AUGAACGGGACUCGCCCCAACCGCCGUAAGCACCAGUACCGUGGUGGUCAGGGAAGCAGGAAGUUCACCGAGGCCGAAGAGACUGAGCUUAUAUCCCCGGACUACUCCAUUUCUACCAACGGAUACCGCGACUUGUCUCGAAUCCUCUCAUUCAAGGAGACUGGUGUCCCUUACACCAAGAACUACGUCGAGAACAAGAAGGAGUUUGAUGAUCUUCGGAAGGCCCGAUUCGAGAACAAGGUGCCCGUGUGGCCGCGCAACAAGAAUGGCAACCGUUUGAAGUGGGCCGACCUCCAGGUGGAGGAGCGCCCUUCCGGCGAUGCGAAGGAUGCCGCUGAGGCGGAGAGAUUGAACAUGUUCUAUCCUCACCAGAACUACGCUGGAGGACUGUUUUGUUCGGCCCCGUUUUCCAAGGGCGAGAAGAAAUUCCGCUUUGAGUCCGCUGCCUCUGAUCCCAACAAGAACUUGCCGGUUGCCCGGGCUCUGACCGUUGGCGAGGUCCGCUUCAAGAUCAUGCAUUACCUGUCUUACCAUGACAUUGGCGCUCUCCAGGGAACCUGUACCUUGGUAGCAAACCAGAUCAUGGGUACUCCUGCACUCUGGGAUAUGUCUAAUGGCAGGUGCAACUACAGUGAGUUCACUGAGGACGAGUUCAAACUCCUGAAGGAGUCAGGCGAUGCCGCGGCGGGUGACAAACAGGGCAACCAUCCGUUCAUCAUGAUCAGCCCGACGCACAUGGAGUAUAGCAAGACGAUGUACCUUCGGCUCUCUGCCUGGAACGUGGCCCAAGUCCGAGGCGUCCUGUGUGCCGGUAGAAGCCUUCAGCUCAGGGGCCACACCGUCAAGCGGGUGUGUUUCAACCGAGUGGGCUUCUUCGACGUCGGAGUCUUCGCCACCUAUCUCGACAUGAUGCCCAACCUGGAGCGAGCCGACAUCACGAGCUGCGACCAGAUCCGCUACCACCACGUUCCUGCCCUACUUGACAUCGUCCAGGCCCACAACGCACGACACGGUGGUAAACUGCUGUUCGAUAUCGCCCCUCGGUACAAUACUGGCGCCUUGUGGGAGAAUGCCGACGUAGGUCAUGACCGGCAGGGUGCCUACGGUUUGACUUACAGCAACCCGGGUGUCAGAAUCCCGACGGCUGUGUGCAAGCUCUACAUUUACGAUAUUGCUCCGCGCCUGAAGAGAACCGGCCAGAUGCACAUGAUGGAGCACAACGCUCUGUUCCGACGCUUCCUCGAGAAACUCCCCCUUCACAGCAAGACUGUGCCUCGCAUGGAGGCUGUUGCCGAGCACAAGGACUACCUCAAGCGACUCUUCGCGAAGGGAAAGAUCAGCGAGAACCAGAAGGCCAAGCUGCAGAUCCGCUGCACCUUUGCCGAGCUGGUCACCAUCUUCGGAAAGGAAGGCUGGAUCCAGCUGUACGAGGACGGAGCAGUGUCGACCAGCCAGCAGGGAACUCCGGCCAGCUACGGCGUCUGGGGCGACACCGCCGAGUGCAACGAGUGCCGCACGAACCUGCCCCUGAUGUACUGCAGCACCGGAUACGUCUGCGACAGCUGCCAGAUGAUCGCCGCCGUGGAGCGCGAGGACUACCACCACAGGCAGCUGAAGAUAGAGGGCACCGAGUACUUCGGGUGCGGCCGCCCCGGGCAGCCCAUGGUGCCCCUGGACCAGACCAACAUCGACUUCAGCAUCCUCCGCAACGAGGACGGCACCCCGCGCAUCAAGAGGUUCGACCAGUUCGAGCGGAUCCUCGCGGACGAGAUGCCCCAGCUCCACCGGCUGUUCAACCACGCCCACCACAUGGAUCUCAACCGCAAGGCUGGCCUGUGCGUCCGCGACCUGCUCGCCCAGAAGAAGCACCCGUACGACCGGGGCUCGAGGUCUGAUGACACCCAGAUCGAUGCCCUGCGCAUCGCAUACUACCGCAAGGCUCUCCCCCUUGAGGAGAUCCAGAAGCUACCCAAGGGCAGGGUCUACAAUCUUGUCGGCCAGUUCUGA